CGCGCCCCGUGCUAUUGCUCUGCUGCUCGUUGGCUGUAGCGUCUCGCGAGGUUUGGCUGCAGCGUCUCGCGAGGUUUGGCUGCUGUUGUGUGCUGGGCUGUAGUCGCGGGGAGAGGGAAACGCUGUCCAUAGUGGAUAUUGCGUGUGAGGGAGCUUCUGGAUGAUGCGAUUGGGAGCGCGAUUGAUUCCUCGUUUGAUCCUACGGAUUACUGGAAAGGGAGCUUAGAUGUUGCUUUGUGUUGUUGUAGUGUUGUUAUAGAUAGAUUUAGGUACAAGAAUGAGAGAGAGCACUGUGGAAGGGUAGCUUUUACAUGCCAUUGGGAGCUCGACUGGUUGUUUGAGACUAGUAUGGAUAUCAAAGGGGAUACCUUGAGCACCGGCUACUGCUGGCCCGACCCUGGGGUACUCCACUAGCACCGACAUAUCUUUUAGGGGUUAUAUGUGUCGUCUCUGUUACCCUUGUCCUUGAGCAUGCUCUUAUUUUUUUGUCUUGCGUACGCCACUGCUUUUAGGCACAAUACAUGAAAUCGGAUGCUUUUUGUUGUUGCACUAUUGUAUGUUACCUUUUUCUUUUGUCUGUUAAUACAGAUAGCGUAAUAGAUAAAUCAGCACUGAGCAGCUGACCUCGUGUGUUCUGAUUUCCAUCUUGGGUGAAACAAUGGCUUCCGAAUUAAUUAAGGAUAGAUUGUCCGUUACUACUUUCCUUGCCAUAUGUGUUCAUACUCGUGCGUUAUUGAUACUUCCCAACUUCAUUUUCUUGGAUUUGUUUUUGUUCGAUUGGUUUUGUUCCUCCUUCAUUAAUUAUGUUCCAUGUACCGUUGAAUUAAAAAAUCCAGGAUGCCGUUUUGCUGACUGAAAGUACUAUAUAUGGAUUCACGAUGACCCAGUAAUAAAGAGGACAAUCAUUUGACAAGCAGCUGUCCGAAGAGGGUUUGGGAGUUCUUACUUAGUAGAAAAUUGCUCAUGCUAGUCGAUAAAGGGAAGACAGAGAUCCUGCUUGCUUCACUGAAGUGAAGACAUGCCCAAAACAACUCCUGUUAAAGCAAGCAAGAACAUUGAAUUGCAGAAACAAUCUGCACCCAACUUAACCAUAACAAAUGGGAACAAUAGUACGAAGGAAGUGAUCAAGGUAGAGUAUCCUAUCAAUGAUGUGAAAUGCAUUAGCACUUGGGUCUGCAAAAAUUUGGCCUGUAAAGCUGUUAUACCAUCAGAAGAUUCCUUCUGCAAGAGGUGCUCAUGUUUUAUUUGCCACAAGUUUGAUGACAAUAAGGAUCCUAGUCUAUGGUUGGUUUGUGCAUCUGAAAAUGAUGGCAGAAAUUGUUGUGGAUCUUCUUGCCAUAUUGAGUGUGUUCUCCAACACAAGAGGGUAGGAUGCUUUGAUCUAGAGCAAAUUAUACAUCUAGAUGGGAGUUAUUCUUGUGCUGCAUGUGGAAAGGUUUCUGGAAUACUAGGCAGUUAUUGGAAAAGGCAAUUAGUAAUCGGAAAAGAUGCUCGCCGAGUAGAUAUUCUUUGCCACCGCAUUUAUUUGAGCUAUAGGCUACUGGAGGGAACUAGCCGUUUUAAAGAAUUGCAUGAAAUUAUCAAAGAUGCAAAAGCAAAAUUGGAAAGUGAGGUUGGCCCACUUGAUGGAAUGUCAGCAAAGAUGGCACAUGGUAUCGUAAGCAGGUCGUCUGCUGGUAUUGCUGUGCAGAAACUAUGCUCUAUAGCAAUUCAAAGAGCUGACGAGUGGUUGAGUUCUCCCGACCUGCAUCUUCAAGAUUCAUUACCUGCUGCCUGUAGAUUUAGAUUUGUAGACAUAACAUCUUCUUCGAUUGUUGUCAUUUUAAAAGAAACCUCGUCAUCUGACACUAUUAAAGGUUAUAAGCUAUGGUACUGGAAGAGCAUAGAGCAGCCAAGCGUGGAAGAUCCUGUAGUUCUGCCCAAAGAUGAAAGAAAAAUACUAGUUUUUAACCUUUCCCCAUGCACAGAAUAUUCUUUCAGAGUUAUAUCAUUCACAAAUGCUGGGAUCCUUGGCCAUUCUGAAUCUAGAUGUCGUACUGGGACCAAGGAGGUAUUUGUCAAGCGGGCCACACAGAAUGCAGUGGGAGGAGGUGUACAGACACAAAGAAGAGACAGGAGCCAGUCGUUUAAGUCAACUGGAUUCAAUAUCCGAAACAUUUGGAAGACCUUUCAGGAAGCUUGGGAUGAAGAAGGCUGUUUUGAAGGGUUUUGUGAAGAUUUACAUGAAGGUUCAUGUAGCAGAAGUACCACAGACGCAGAGCAGCUAGAGAACAGUGAACAAGACCAGUUAUCAGGUGCCUGUCGCAAACUUCGUUUCAACACAUCUUCUGUUCCGGACCUAAACAUUGAGGUACCCAUGCCCAUGGACUACACCACGGAGAAGGAUUAUGAUUCAAAGAUGGGACUUGUAAGAUCAAAUUACAGUGGUGGCUCUGAAACCUGCGCAGGUUGCCAGAGUGCAGAACCGCCUGCUGUUGAAUCUUGGCCAGUAGGCAAGAUAAAGAGCACUCACGUUGAUAGAUGUGAGCAGAAUGGUGCUUCUGCUAUUUGCUGUGAAAAACAGCUUUCCGGAACAACGAGGCAGUUGGAUGAGGAUUAUGAGCAUUGUGUAAAGGUAAUAAGGCAGUUGGAGUGCAAUGGGCACAUUGAGAAUGAUUUCAGGAAGAAGUUCUUGACUUGGUAUAGUCUAAGGUCAGCAGGCCAGGAGCGUAGGGCUGUGUCCACAUUCGUCAAAACACUAUUCGAAGAGCCAAGCAGCCUUGCUGAGCAACUUGUUGAUUCGUUCGGGGAAAUCGUUAACUGCAAGAAGCCAAGAAUUGGAUUCUGCAACAAGCUAUGGCAUUAGGACGAAGGAUGAGAGUUCAACAUAUCGCUAACUCGCUGAUUAUCCGUAUUUUUUUCAUAUCAGUGCACUAAAAUCUAAUUUAUUCGUCCAAUUUGAUAGUAACGGAAAGGGGCAUCAGUGAAAAUGGAAAAUUAUUUUAGGCAGCAAAUAGGUUGCACUGAAAUAAUUCUUUUUCCACCAGGAAGAGUUGAAAGUUAUUUUUCUUACUGGAUUUCUAACUGUUGAGUCCUGGAAUGAUCGUAGAAUGUUAGCUUCUGCUUCUGUUGUGGUUCCAUGGAUAAUUUUUUUUGGCAAUAGAUCAUUGGCCAGUCUGGCAUAUAUUCUUGUA
Molecule: messenger RNA, 3173 nt
Organism: Phragmites australis (common reed)
Lineage: Eukaryota; Viridiplantae; Streptophyta; Magnoliopsida; Poales; Poaceae
Product: pentatricopeptide repeat-containing protein At4g35850, mitochondrial-like
Exons: 3
Coding region: 1019-2845 (608 amino acids)
Biological process (GO): epigenetic regulation of gene expression; vernalization response
Cellular component (GO): mitochondrion
Molecular function (GO): protein binding
Source: RefSeq, a predicted model, not a curated record